AUGUUUUCAGGUAUAGUGAAUAGGGGUCAUAAGGUAAAAGGGACAGUGGUGUUGAUGAGAAAGAAUGUGUUGGAUAUAAAUAGUUUAACUAGUGUUGGUGGAAUUAUUGGUCAAGGUUUUGACAUUCUUGGUUCAACACUUGAUAAUCUCACUGCUUUCUUAGGCCGUUCUGUUUCUCUUCAGUUGAUUAGUGGAACCAAAUCUGAUGCAAAUGGGAAAGGGAAGCUUGGAAAAGCAACUUUUUUGGAAGGUAUAAUCACUUCAUUACCAACUUUGGGAGCUGGACAAUCUGCAUUCAAAAUUCAUUUUGAAUGGGAUGAUGACAUGGGAAUUCCUGGAGCAUUUUACAUAAAAAACUUUAUGCAAACUGAGUUUUUCCUUGUGAGUUUGACUCUUGAAGACAUUCCAAAUCAUGGAAGCAUUUACUUUGUAUGCAACUCUUGGAUAUAUAAUGCUAAACACUACAAAAAUGACAGAAUUUUCUUUGUCAAUCAGACCUAUCUUCCAAGUGAAACACCGGCUCCAUUAGUCCAUUAUAGAGAAGAAGAAUUGAAUAAUUUAAGAGGAGAUGGAACCGGAGAACGCAAAGAGUGGGAUAGGAUCUAUGAUUAUGAUGUCUACAAUGAUUUAGGAAAUCCAGAUCAAGGUGAAAACCAUGCACGUCCGGUUCUUGGAGGAUCCGACACAUAUCCUUACCCUCGUAGGGGCAGAACCGGCAGAAAACCAACAAGAAAAGAUCCUAAGAGUGAGAGUAGGAGUGAUUCUGUGUAUCUUCCAAGAGAUGAAGCUUUUGGUCACUUGAAGUCAUCAGAUUUUCUGACUUAUGGACUGAAAGCGGUAUCUCAAAAUGUGGUUCCGGCAUUAGAGUCUGUGAUCUUUGAUUUAAAUUUCACACCAAAUGAGUUUGAUAGCUUUGAGGAAGUUCAUGGAUUGUACGAGGGCGGAAUUAAGCUGCCAACUGAUGUACUUAGCAAGAUAAGUCCGUUACCUGUGCUCAAAGAAAUCUUUCGAACUGAUGGCGAACAAUUCCUCAAGUAUCCGCCACCUAAAGUAAUUCAAGUGAGUAAGUCUGCAUGGAUGACUGAUGAAGAAUUUGCGAGAGAAAUGCUUGCCGGAGUAAAUCCAAAUGUGAUAUCUCGUCUUGAGGAGUUUCCUCCGCGAAGCAAGCUUGAUAGUAAAGUGUAUGGUGAUCACACCAGUAAAAUAACCAAAGAACAUCUUGAGCCUAAUUUAGAAGGACUCACAGUAGAAGAGGCAAUUCAAAACAAGAAACUAUUCCUGCUAGAUCAUCAUGACUCAAUUAUGCCAUAUCUGAGGCGAAUAAACUCAACUCCCACGAAGGCUUAUGCUACGAGAACCAUCCUUUUCUUGAACAAUAGCAACACUUUAAAGCCACUGGCCAUAGAGUUGAGUUUGCCACACCCCGAAGGAGAUGAACAUGGUUUUGUUAGUCAUGUUUAUCAACCCGCGCUGGAAGGCGUAGACAGUACUAUUUGGUUACUGGCCAAGGCUUAUGUCAUUGUGAAUGAUUCCUGCUAUCAUCAACUUGUCAGCCAUUGGUUAAAUACUCAUGCUGUUGUUGAACCAUUUGUCAUAGCAACUAACAGACAGCUGAGUGAUCUUCACCCCAUUUAUAAACUUUUGUAUCCUCACUAUCGUGACACCAUGAAUAUAAAUUCUCUUGCUCGACUAUCACUGGUCAACGAUGGAGGUAUCAUCGAAAAAACAUUUUUAUGGGGAAGAUAUUCUAUGGAAAUGUCUUCUAAAGUUUACAAGAAUUGGGUUUUUCUAGAGCAAGCAUUGCCUGCUGAUCUUCUCAAAAGAGGAAUGGCAGUUGAGGAUCCAACUUCUCCACAUGGCAUUAAACUUGUUGUAGAGGACUAUCCUUAUGCUGUUGAUGGAUUGGAGAUAUGGGCUGCAAUAAAAACAUGGGUUCAAGACUAUGUCUCCUUGUACUACACCACAGAUGACACACUUCGACAAGAUUCUGAACUCCAAGCUUGGUGGAAAGAACUCGUGGAGGUUGGUCACGGUGAUAAGAAGCACGAGGCAUGGUGGCCUAAGAUGCAAACUCGUGAAGAGCUAAUUCAAGUUUGCUCUAUCGUCAUAUGGAUUGCUUCAGCUCUUCAUGCAGCUGUUAAUUUUGGACAGUAUUCUUAUGGAGGUUUAAUAUUAAACCGUCCAACUCUUAGUCGAAGAUUCAUGCCUGAGAAAGGUUCGCCUGAGUACAAUGAACUAGUCAAAAGUCCACAAAAGGCUUACUUGAAGACAAUUACACCGAAGUUUCAGACACUUAUCGACCUUUCUGUUAUAGAAAUAUUGUCAAGGCAUGCUUCUGAUGAAUUGUACCUUGGGGAGAGGGACAAUCCAAAUUGGACAUCAGAUACAAGGGCAUUGCAGGCCUUUAAGAAGUUUGGAAAUAAGUUGGCAGAAAUUGAGAAGAAGCUCGCUCAAAGAAACAAUGAUGAGAAUCUGAGAAACCGUCAUGGACCGGUUCAAAUGCCUUAUACUUUGCUCUAUCCUUCUAGUGAGGAAGGACUUACUUUUAGAGGAAUUCCUAAUAGUAUCUCUAUCUGAAGAGGUCUAUGGUUCCUUAAGCAUAUAUAUCGUACCUAUGAAUAAAUGAUAUGCAGAAGAAGGAAUUCAUAUUCCUUCACCUACCUGCCUCUUUUAGCUUCUGUA
Molecule: messenger RNA, 2682 nt
Organism: Trifolium pratense (red clover)
Lineage: Eukaryota; Viridiplantae; Streptophyta; Magnoliopsida; Fabales; Fabaceae
Product: seed linoleate 9S-lipoxygenase-3
Exons: 9
Coding region: 1-2577 (858 amino acids)
Biological process (GO): lipid oxidation
Molecular function (GO): metal ion binding; oxidoreductase activity, acting on single donors with incorporation of molecular oxygen, incorporation of two atoms of oxygen; protein binding
Source: RefSeq, a predicted model, not a curated record